AUGUAUGAUUUACCUUAUAACUCAUGUGUCCACUCUGAUCAUCGCGGAUCAGGUGUAGGAUACGGCUACACUGGCGAAGAAUCCAAGAUUGACCAUCAUGAGGAUCAUGGUGGUUCCAUCCAAUUCAGCAUUCAGUCCAACGAGCAACUGCAACAAGAGCAGCCGCAACUAUCUGACAUAGAAAUGAUUCGGAGAAGGGCCUUGUUGCUGAAACAGAAAUUCCAUAUGAUUGGAAGAUAUGACGACCUACUCGAUAUGGACUCAUUGUAUUCAGAAUCCGUUGGCGGAGAGGAUCAUGCUGCCUUGAAUGAAGACAAUAACGCUACAACCCUCAUGGGCAGUAUCGGUAUUGAUCAAUAUCACCCUGAGCCUGUGACCCAUAACACGCAGCACUCUUUUGGGUCUUUGUAUUCUGCUUCGUCGUCGUCUCAGAGCGAUGAGGAGAUUGCAGAGAAAGUAAAUUUGUCAAAACAUGAAUUGAGUAACGGGUCGACACGAUCUUCCGUCGAUGGAGAGGCAAUUCGGGCCUCACCGAAACAGUCAAUUCGUAAAUUCCAGAGUGAUGCCAGUUUUGGCACUGAUCCAGAGAAAUCUUUGGGCGAUAGGAAAGAAGCCGAGCCAACAAAUGAAUACCGCUUCAAAGUCAAGAAGGCAACAACAAUACAGCCAGCAAUUUUCUGCCCAAGGGAGGAAGAAGCUGACGUGGAUUCCUUGUACUCUCUUUCGCACGGAGAAAUUGAGGAUAUACUGGAGGGCCUAGAAAACGAGGCCGAGAAUGGUUUAGUAUUGGCCGAAAAGCUAAAAGACAAGCGAAGCAAGGAAGGUGUUGUCAGGAAGGACAUCCUAAAUCUUGUGACAACUACACCCCGGUACCAGCCCAGAGAGCAGGAUUCUAUUUCCAUCCAGUCGUUCGCUACCGAUGAAUCAGAUGAUGAGUAUGGUUUCGAUGAUCUCGCUUGCGUUACUCAUGACGAAUCUUGUCGUCAUGAAAUGCAGCCAAAGUCAACGGCGAAGUGCUUAGCAAGUGACUUGAAAAGAUCAAUUGACACGAGCCAGAAGCCAGCCGAGCAUCCAACACCAUUGGGAACCAAACCAGACGAAAAUGCGUGGAGCUCACAACGAGUGGAGCUUUUCCUCAACGAGUAUAAGAAUCUACACCAACGUAAGCAGUCAGAAGUUGCAGCUCUGGAGUCUCGAAUGCAGGAGUAUGUUGUACGCGAAGCGGAAAUGAAGAGGGAAGCGAAUGCAGGGCUUCAACAGAGUAAAAAGGAGCAACUAGAGCUUGCCAAAACAAAAGAAUCUCUCAAUGAAGCAAAGAAAUGCUUAGCAUUAAAAGAAUUGGAUUGCGAUUAUCUGAUGAGGGAGAAUACCAAACUGAAGCAGAAGAAUACGGAUCUUAUUGUGUCGAUCCAAGAAUGCAAAUCUGACGCUGCUGCAAAUGAUCGACGCAUGAAGCGUGAUUACCAGGACCUGAAAGAAACCCAUGUGAAGAUGUCGCAAACGCUAGAAUACAGGCUUACCAGAUUUCAAUGUUUGGUCCAAGAUCUUCAAGAUCAUAGCAGAAAACUCGAACAAGGCCAAGGUAUAAAGCUUGAGGAGAUGAAUGAAAAGCUUGGCAAACAAAAGACGAUUACCAAUCGGUACAAGAAAAAGUACCUGACCGUUUGUGAAAAGCGUGACACCAUGAACGAUGAUCUCAAGUCGCAAAGAGAAAGGAUCGAAGCCCUAGAGAAGCGGUUACAGAAUCAGAAGACGUCCACUGCAACAAAGAUUGCAGACCUCAAAAAGAAACUUCGCAAAAAGAAGAAGUCAAAGAAAGGGGUGAAGAAGACAGAUGCUGUAUGUUGCUAA
Cylindrotheca closterium is the source of this 1851-nucleotide messenger RNA. Lineage: Eukaryota; Bacillariophyta; Bacillariophyceae; Bacillariales; Bacillariaceae. The record is from the annotation of a GenBank genome assembly.